UGAAUGGCUGUGUGCAGCCGUGUUUUACGCUUUUGUGCCUGAGGCUAUGUCUGUGUUUGACAGAGUUGCGUGACUGCAUCCUCUACAGUUCUGUGACAACAUAUCCAGGAAUCUCAUGUGUCUGGUUGGGACUAAAUUGUGUGAUUUUGUGUGAUUAGGUAACUUGUGUCAGUGCCUAAUUAUGAAUUCUAUGUGAGAGAUUGUGUGACUAUGACAUUGUGCAACCAAUGUUGUAUAUGGCUGCGUUUUCCUAUCAGGCACUGUGUGUCUACGUAUGAUCUAUAUGGUCUGUGUGGCUGAGGGACCAGGAAUCUGUCACUAUGUAAUUGCAUAUUGUGGGGGGAGGGACUAUGAACUUUGUGUCUGUGUUGUGUGUUCGUGUGGCCUGCCCAGGCUCCCAGGGUACCUCAGUGGAGGUCCCUGGUGCACAACCUCAGAUUCCCCCAGUGAGGCAGAAAUCAAGCAGCGGCCAGACCAACAGGAGGGUUUGGUGAAGGUCUCCUGCAGAUCAGAUACUUCCUGUGGCCCCAUCCAACCUACCAGGAGAGGGGGUAACUUCCCCUGGCCCAGCCCCUCACACUAGGGCAGCUGUAGUUGCACAUACCUCAACCUCCAGGUAGCCCCACUCUGGGGGGCCACACAGGGGGCCCAUGGUAGACGGUGGUGGCUGAUUAGCAAGGGCUCCUCCUGCCGCUGGGCUUACUCUGGGAGCUCACAACCCAGGCAAUUUCAAACCAAACUAACCCACCCCCACCCCUCCCACUCACCAGGAACAGAGCUUUGGCUGUUCUGGGCCCCCACCUGAUAGCAGCCUCCAACGUCUGGGGUGUCUGAUAAUGCUUGGCUUGGCAGCGUGUUGGUGCCAAGUCCCGCCAUCAGCACGGUUGCUGUUGUUUAUUGGAGGGAAGGGCUGUAGGGCCCUUAUCGUGGGGGUGGGGGGUGUCUCUAAGCCCCUUCCCAGAAUCUCCACUCUGCCUGUUACCUCUUCCCCAAAGAGGGUAACUGACAGCAGGCUCCCAAGUCUCUCCUUCUUUGCGGACUCAGUGCCUCUCUUUACCCAAUCCCUGAACCCUCAACCCCUAAACCCCCAGCCCCUGAAUAUCUGACCUGGCUUUGGAUACAGGGUCAUUCUUUAAGGCCCAGUCCCAAACAGGCCGAGGCAAGGUCUGUUCCCCAGAAACAGUGACCCCCGCCUUGUCUGCCCCUUAUCAACGGCUGCAGCCAAUCAGCUGAGAGCAGAGAGGAGCCCUCUAAGGGGCCAUCAGAGCCUCAGAGCCCACGAGGCUGCCAAAGGAGAGGAGGCCUGAGGCCCAGGGUGAGCACCAGCCAGCUAUGGCCACAGCUGAGACCGCCUUGCCCUCCAUCAGCACGCUGGCCACCCUGGGCCCCUUCCCGGACACACAGGAAGACUUCCUCAAGUGGUGGCGCUCUGAGGAGGUGCAGGACUUGGGCCCGGGUCCCCCCGAUCCCACUGGGCCGCCCCUGCACAUGAGGCUGGAGUCAAAGGAUGUGCCCGUUAAGGACGAAGACGACAAGAGGGACGCGGCCAGUGCCUGGGACCUGGAUCUUCUCCUCAGCAACUUCCCAGAGCCAGGCGCACCUCAGACCUGCUCUCUGGCACCGGGCGAGGGCUCCGGGGCGCAAUUCCCGCUGCCGCUGCCCGAGACUCUGGGCGUGUACGCAGGGGGCCCGGGACUGGUGGCUGGGAUCUUGGGGCCCGAGGAGCACCCGGGUUGGGCACGCCCAGCCCCACAAGCCCCGGCGCCCGACGCCUUCGUGGGCCCAGCCCUGGUCCCGGCCCCCGAGUCCAAAGUGCUGCCACUGCAGCCAAUGUACCCAGGGCCGGGCGCUUGCUCUUCCGGCAACUACUACUCACGGACCGGGCUUUCCGUGCCUCCGGCGCCGGGUGCUCCCUACGGGCUGCUGUCUGGCUGCCCUGCUCUGUACCCCGCGCCACAGUACCAAGGGCACUUCCAGCUCUUCCGUGGGCUCCCAGAGCCCGCUCCCAGUCCCACCGCGCCCCCCUCCUUCCUGAAUUGUCUGGGACCCGGGACGGUGGGUGCGGGACUCAGGAGGACCCCAGGAGACCCAGGAGGGACCUUGGAGACCGCGCCCCCCAAGCGCAACCGGCGCUCGUGGGCGCGCAAGAGGCAGGCGGCGCACACGUGCACGUACCCGGGCUGCGGCAAGAGCUACACCAAGAGCUCUCACCUGAAGGCGCAUCUGCGCACGCACACAGGGGAGAAGCCAUACGCCUGCACUUGGGAUGGCUGUGGCUGGAGGUUCGCGCGCUCAGACGAACUGACCCGCCACUACCGGAAACACACCGGACAGCGCCCCUUCCGCUGCCAGCUCUGCCCCCGCGCUUUUUCGCGCUCGGACCACCUGGCCUUGCACAUGAAGCGUCACCUUUGAGCCCCUCCCCAGCACUUGGACCUUCCCGAGGUCUGGGGUUGGAACAGAUCCACGCAGGGUGGUUUUCCUUUAAAUGGACCAUCGCCGGACUCGCGGCCCCACAGAUCCACCGAAAGACCAAGGGCUGGCCCAUAGACAGACGUGGGGGAGCUCUAACGGAAGCUCUCACAUAUCCUCAGCCACAGGGAGCCACACAGAGACGUCCAAUGGUCACGCAGAUGCAGCAUGUCUCAGAUAGGCAGAUUCAGAUGGACCCUCGGACACUUCGGAUUAAGAGACAGACCCUCAGAGAGCUGGACCUUCAGAUCAGCUCACAGGCGUUCCUGGGUAGCGGGAGGGGUUGUGGGGUGAGGCUUCCCAGUGACCCUGGGUCUAGAAGGGGGCUUCACACUGUGACUAAUGAAGCUCCCUCCACAUAGUGGCUGGCAUCUGCUGUGAAUGGUCAUGGGUCCUGUAAAAAUGCCGCUCCCAGAUAAAGCUUCAGCGUUGGCCUGACUUUGUGGGUUUUGGGUGCUGGAAAAUGGGUGGAAGCUGAACCCCCAGAAGUGAUAAUGGGCCUGGAGGCGGGGAGAAGUCGUACACACUUUCACAUCCUUAU
Manis pentadactyla (Chinese pangolin) is the source of this 3013-nucleotide messenger RNA. It is a transcript of the gene KLF1, whose product is annotated as KLF transcription factor 1. Gene Ontology annotation, molecular function: DNA-binding transcription factor activity, RNA polymerase II-specific; RNA polymerase II cis-regulatory region sequence-specific DNA binding. The record is from RefSeq and is a predicted model, not a curated record. NCBI's taxonomy places the organism in Eukaryota, Metazoa, Chordata, Mammalia, Pholidota, Manidae. The coding region runs from base 1333 to 2415 and encodes 360 amino acids. Gene Ontology annotation, biological process: regulation of transcription by RNA polymerase II. The transcript has 3 exons.